Molecule: messenger RNA, 2032 nt
Organism: Ornithodoros turicata
Lineage: Eukaryota; Metazoa; Arthropoda; Arachnida; Ixodida; Argasidae
Product: BTB/POZ domain-containing protein Tiwaz-like
Exons: 4
Coding region: 502-1569 (355 amino acids)
Biological process (GO): protein homooligomerization
Molecular function (GO): protein binding
Source: RefSeq, a predicted model, not a curated record
CGCUGGCCGAUCGCUGCUCUCGCGUCGCAUUCCACUUGUGUAGAAUGACAGCGUGCUGAGUCUUGGCGUCUUUCGUUGCAAGACCACAAGUUGGCCAACUCUCUCUUGUGAGAGCAGUUCAUUCAUCUGCGGCUAUUAUACGACAGCCCAAACGGCGACCCAUCCAGCGGCACGUUGCUGGGACACCUGCGACGGCAACGAAGUGACAACUGUGGCACAGUCGCGGAAUUAGUGUGUUGCUCGUGUCCACUGUUGAGUCGCGCGUUGUGUGGGAAGACACGCGUGUGCGCUUGAAGGCUUCGAAGGAACCGACUUGCAGAUAGGACGUGGCUGGCGUACGUCGCUCAGCCCUCCGAGGGUUGCUGAGCAGGAAAGCGUAGAUUUCUGUGCGACACGGCGACCGGCAGCAUCAUAGAUCCCGGCGAAACGCUAGACCUGUCGCCGGCCAGCGGGACGGCCAGCAUUGGUGGCCGCAAGAGAGACGUCAACGGCGUCGCGGCCAUGGCAGCCACAAGGUCUGCCCACCAGCUGUCGCCGGGUGCGAGCCCUGUCUACGCCGGACGCUUCUCCAUUGCAAGCCCACUUCACGAAGUUUCCAAAGAUACUAUCGCAGAUUUCAUCCCAAAGAAGAGCCUACGGAGAGGCGUAGCCAACGAAAGUCCCAGGAACUGGAUGGACCCUAAGCUUAUGCUGAGCACUUCUCCCGAGGCAAAUUACAACCCAAAGAUCUCCGGGAUCCCCUGUGUGGCAGCGGCUUCUCGCUACACGGCGCCAGUACAUAUCGACGUCGGCGGCACCAUCUACACCUCGUCCCUGGAAACACUCACAAAGUAUGUGUGCGUACAUCCCGAAUCCCGACUGGCCCGUAUGUUCAACGGAAGCAUUCCUAUCGUGCUGGAUAGUCUUAAGCAGCAUUACUUCAUCGAUCGGGACGGCAAGAUGUUCCGGCACGUUCUCAACUUCCUUCGGACAAACACGGUGGCCAUUCCAGAAAACUUUCCCGAGCUUGACCUAUUAUAUGAAGAAGCUCGUUACUACGAUAUCCCGGCGUUAACGAGGCAACUGGAAGCGCUAAAGGAAGAAGCGAAACAAAGGAAACGCAGUGCAAGCAGUAGCAGCAACACCACGGGGCCGGUCAUCGCGAGCACUACUUCCCAGCUAAGUCCUGGCAUGUCAAAGUCGAGGAAACUUGAAGCCAACCACUGUGACGGCGUCGUGUCCCCAUCGGACGCUGAGCGCUUCCAAGAUGUUUCCUAUCAGUGUUUAGCCCUUAAUAUCAGCCCAGAUAUGGGCGAGCGUAUCGUGAUCAGUGGCGAGCGCUCCCUAGUCGAGCAAGUGUUCCCAGAAAUCUCCCAAGCGCUCAUGGACGCUCGCAGUGGUGUAGCGUGGAACCAGGACACUAAACACGUCAUACGGUUUCCCUUGAACGGAUACUGUAAGCUCAACUCCUUACAGACAAUAACGCGCCUGCUGAACGCUGGCUUUCGCGUGAUGGCGUCCAAUGGUGGUGGAGUCGAGGGGCAGCAGUUCAGCGAGUACCUCUUCUUGCGCAGGAACCUGCCUUUAUAAUUCAAACUAUGCGCUGUUAGGAACUGUGACGUCGGUGAACAAUGGGCGGUGUGUGUUUUUCUGGAUUUGCGACAGCUAUUGAACGCCGUUGUUAACCUGAGCUCGAAUCGACAUUGCUCGAAGACAUUGUGUUAAGAAUGUGUGCCGCCCUCUCUGGUCGGCAGACUGCCCUUUUUCAAACUACACGUCACGUCGUGUCUGCUAUGUAAACAUACGUUGCAUCCGGCGCUUUUCACUGUGUUGCACAACGGGAUGGCGAGGGGUUGCUUGGACAGCAUUAUUUUCCUUUGGCCUCACUACUGUUAUGGCUGUGCGCCCGUUCAUCGACAUGGGCUUUGUAUACCGUUACGCUUGAUGAACUGCCGCUGCGCAUAUCUGCUGCUGCUGUGCUGCGCCAUGCGACGCUGAAAUAAAGAUCUCAGAAUACAUUCCACACCGCGUGGAAUGUCUUCCUUCUCAAUCA